AUGGCUCGAACCAGCGAUUAUAUGGAUAUCGACUCUCCCAGCUAUCACCAACCGCAUCAUUGCGAUAGCCUUGGCACUAAAAUGGAUUUCGAUGACCAGCCAACGGGUCUAUGCGUUUGCCGGCGGAAAUCGCGCUCUACUAGUCAAAGUAGUACCGGCAAACGAAGCCGCUCAGACGAGGACGAAGAGAGUGCCCAUUCCUCUUCGUGUCCCAGCAGCUGCCGCCGCAAUGAUCGCAAAUUAGGUUCUCAAUCGCACGUCUCAAGUCCUAUGGAAUUGUCGCGGAUUGGGUCGUCUCACGCUAAUCGAUCAUUUGGUGCUACCACACGUCUAUAUGGCGAACCGUCCCGCUCCUUUUCACCAUUCGAGCCGCCUUCUUCCCCGAGUGAAAUCAUCAGUCCUAGUGUGAAAGCGGCUGCCAAGAUAAUUGGUCGCAAGGUUUCUGAACGCUCUUUAUCCGGCUUCCGUUUCCCUGCUUCCAAGUCUCACAUCCCCUCCGUAAACUUGCCUCCAUCCACUCGUCUUCAGCCUUACGGCCCCAGUAACAUGGGAGCAGCAAAUAGACAUGGAACUGCCCUUCGGCGCCCUAUACUGGGUGUCGUGCAGAGCAGCGCGACGCUCUUCAGCCGCCACCAAUCGACCUCGACUGCCAACACGGGUUCGAACCGUCCGCGAGAUGUGUUUGGAAGACCGGCUUCCAAGAGCCGCCGUGCCAUCAGUUUUGCAGCGACCGAGGGAGACCUCAAUUUCAUGCUACAGGGUGAUAGCAUGGUGACCGACCCAGAUGAAGAUGACGAAGAAUCGGAGCUCGACAUCAGUUUAGGUUUCGACUGCUCUCCCGCUGCCCGCAUCUCUCAUAAGGCGUCUCGCCCACCUCUCGUCAGUAGCACUUGGCCCAAGUACACCGAAAGCCCAAUCCGUCCAAACAGGAGCACCAGCCACAAUGAUUACAGACUUAACCCCGCUCGUAAAACAUCUGGAGCUGGUACCUUGACCUCCCUGGCUCCUCCAACCUUUGAUAUCACCAUGGCUUCCCAAAGUCCUAAAAGACCUCUCGUUGCCACUUUGGGCUCGAACGUUGAGAGCCCAGUGGGUAUGGCGUUUAGUGAGAAAGAACGUGCUGGAAAGAUCCUGCCCUGUCACAAGGUAUCCAACGACGGUUUAAUGCGUAUCUCCCCCGACACCAUGGACCGACUUUUAGAAGGGCUCUAUGAUCAAAGCAUAUCUCAAAAGAUCGUCAUCGACUGUCGGUUUGGAUACGAAUACGAAGGUGGGCACAUUCGAACAGCCAUCAAUAUUCAAGACAAGAAACUCGCAGACAACAUGCUCUUGCAAGGAGAAAUUUUCAGAGGCGGAAAAAAUGAUGUUCCUCCGCCGAGCGAAUCCGGAAAAACAGAUUCGACUGGGCAAAAUAAGAAAGUGGUGCUUGUGUUCCAUUGCGAAUACUCCGCCAAGAGGGCGCCGACUGUGUAA
Puccinia triticina is the source of this 1473-nucleotide messenger RNA. RefSeq lists its product as uncharacterized. Gene Ontology annotation, biological process: G2/M transition of mitotic cell cycle; protein dephosphorylation; positive regulation of G2/M transition of mitotic cell cycle. NCBI's taxonomy places the organism in Eukaryota, Fungi, Basidiomycota, Pucciniomycetes, Pucciniales, Pucciniaceae. Gene Ontology annotation, cellular component: nucleus; cytoplasm. Bases 1 to 1473 code for a protein of 490 amino acids. Gene Ontology annotation, molecular function: protein tyrosine phosphatase activity. The record is from RefSeq and is a predicted model, not a curated record. The transcript has a single exon.